AUGGCAGACGAACAAGUUGAAUUAGCAUCAAAAGAUGUUUUUGUUUUACUGGGAGUCUCUGCUCCUGAAAAUCUAGAAAUUGGAACUAAACGACAAGAACAAGGUGAUACAAAAGGCGAUGAAAAUGAAUCAGUUUUUACGCUUGAUGAAGAAGACAAAACUAAAUUUAUGACUGUUGUUGCGCCACUGGUUAUCGAUGUAACACCAAAAGAAGAUUUGGACAAUAGUUCUACUGAUAGUUUAACUCAAACUGAAAUAGAAGAACAAAGAUGGUAUAAUCCGGCAUUGAACACAGGACUAGAAAAAUCCGAUUUUGAAAGUUUAAAAAGACUGUUAGCAGAAAUUAAGAAUACUGAUCCGACGAAAACCCUGGCUGCAUUGACCAAACUUAAAGCGGAAAAAAUAUUAGAGGGACCUUAUCAAAACAUGUUUAUUGCUUUAAAUGGUUUCAAASUGUUGAUUAACAUACUUGAAUGUAACAAUGACGAAUGCAUGGAAAACGCUUUGAUAAUUGUACAUGAAAUGUCCCAACAUUACGGAAUCCAAUGCUCAUUGUGUAAAUUGGACGCAGUGAAGCCUUUGAUUUCUAUUUUAUUAUUCAAAAAUAACUACAAAGUCAAAUACUUGGCUUCAGAUACGUUACAGAACAUCGCGAAAUUGAAGAGAGGUAGGAAGCUUAUCCGACUGAGUGGUGGAAUUAAGACCAUGGUGCAAAUGAUGAAUGUAUCAAAACAUGUAUUAUCCAUGGAUUUGAAUAGUAUGAACGAGACAAAUCGGGAUACAGUGAGCUUGAUGAACUGCUGUUCUGGUACACUAAGACAGUUGUGCCGGUCUUUAAAAAGCCAAAAACAGUUGUGGGAAACGGGGUUCGUGCAGCUGUUAUCACCACUGUUAAACUCAAAACUUGGCGAAACCCAAGUUUCUAUAAUGAGUUUAUUAGCGGAAUGUUGCCGUACUCGGCCAGAGGUCGUCGAACAAAAAAUAGACAUACAUACUAGAGUAGCACUUAAAGAGAUGAAUAUUUUGCAACAAGUCAUACAGUUUUUGGUCAGUGAUUCUACCCAGCUCGCGGAAAAAGCAGCCGAAACGAUACUGUGUAUGUUCGACGGUAACCCUGCUAUAUACGACAUUUUGCUGAAACACAAGGGGAUGGAAGCCUUAUUCAAAGCUGUUAUAAAAUUCCAGAACGACGAAAACGUUAUGGUAUUGAUCAUCACCGUGCUGUGGAAAAGCUCAUUGMACACGAAAUGCAGAAAAGUAAUCGAGAAAGAUAACAUCGUAAAUUAUCUGCUGGAACUGUUGACAUACAAAUUUGAUGACCGAGUGAUAGGGUAUGCAGUCGCCACGCUGUCUGAACUGUGGGAAUCUGARCCAUUGCGUUACAAGCUCAGACAAUCAGCAGUGCCUCAGUAUCUGGAACUGCUCAAUACUAGCCUCCAUAGCCUGGUGUUGGCGCACGUAUGUACAGCUAUAGGCCGGGCGUCUAGCGACCCGCAGUGCAUGAAAAUGAUCGAUGAAGCUGAGGGAUUUCGGCUGAUUUUCGUACUGUUGCCGUCCUUGGACGUGGAUGAGUUUGACAAAUACGAAGAUUUCGACGAACCACAAACGAUUAUAGCCGCUGCUGAAUGUCUGGCUAUGAUGAUCGAAAACACUCAGUUCAGUCUGAACCCUCUCAAGGGAAUGUACGAAGCGAUUUGUGACCUGGUAGAUUUAUUGACGCACAAGAAUUUGGAUAUUUUAGCGGCAGUUUGUCAUUUGAUCGACGUAAUCGCUACGUUCGAUGAGAAUUCGAAAAUAAUGGUCGACGCUGGAAUCGUCGAAAAUUUGGCAAAACUUGUAUCCACAGAGCAUACGGAGUUGAGAGCCAAUCUCUGCAAAGCUUUGGGUAAAUGCUGUACCGUUGGUGUAACUGCGCGUAGAUUUAGCUGCAAACGCAUUAUAGAUAAAUUAAUUAAGUACACGCAUUCUGAGCACAAAGUAGUUAGAGACAACGUUCCUCUUGCACUUAGCGGAUUAUCCGAGGACCCAUUAAAUUGUGUAAGGAUCGAAGCGUUAGGAUUUCUUCCGUUUUUGAAAGAAUGCAUACAUUCGGAAAAUUCUCAAACGGCAAUGGCUGCUGUUAACUGUUUGAGCAACGUAAGGAAAGCAAGCGCAGCUAUAGGCCAGUUUCAAGAAUGUACGAAGAAGCAUUGA
Messenger RNA from Diuraphis noxia (Russian wheat aphid), 2193 nucleotides. RefSeq names its product armadillo repeat-containing protein gudu-like. The record is from RefSeq and is a predicted model, not a curated record. Gene Ontology annotation, molecular function: protein binding. NCBI's taxonomy places the organism in Eukaryota, Metazoa, Arthropoda, Insecta, Hemiptera, Aphididae.